AUGAAAGACAAGACCAACCUGCCCUACGUGGAGGCCACCAUUAUGGAAGUGUUGAGACGAGCAGAUAUCGCCCCUAUCGCUCUCCCACACACCUAUACCCACGAUGUCCAGUUCAGAGGGCACACAUUUCCAAAAGGUGUCCUGGUCAUAUUGAUGCUUGAUUCGGUCCUACAAGACCCGGAUAUGUGGGGUGACCCAGGCAACUUUCGACCUGACCGUUUCCUUGACGACACUGGCAAAAUCGUAAAGAAAGAAGAGUUCAUUCCCUUCUCUCUUGGUCGAAGAGCUUGUUUGGGUGAAUCGAUGGCUCGGAUGGAGUUGUUUCUCUUCCUGAUCACCAUGAUCCAGAGGUUUAAGUUCAUCCCCGUGGAUGGCCAGAAGCCCUCCUAG
Molecule: messenger RNA, 390 nt
Organism: Haliotis rufescens (red abalone)
Lineage: Eukaryota; Metazoa; Mollusca; Gastropoda; Lepetellida; Haliotidae
Product: cytochrome P450 2U1-like
Exons: 2
Coding region: 1-390 (129 amino acids)
Biological process (GO): xenobiotic metabolic process
Cellular component (GO): cytoplasm; intracellular membrane-bounded organelle
Molecular function (GO): oxidoreductase activity, acting on paired donors, with incorporation or reduction of molecular oxygen, reduced flavin or flavoprotein as one donor, and incorporation of one atom of oxygen; heme binding; iron ion binding
Source: RefSeq, a predicted model, not a curated record